Telopea speciosissima is the source of this 612-nucleotide messenger RNA. RefSeq lists its product as uncharacterized. The coding region runs from base 69 to 596 and encodes 175 amino acids. Lineage: Eukaryota; Viridiplantae; Streptophyta; Magnoliopsida; Proteales; Proteaceae. The transcript has 3 exons. The record is from RefSeq and is a predicted model, not a curated record.
GAAAUUUGAGGCCAUCGUGAAUCAGUGACAAAAGAGGCACGACUCGAGGUCCAGUGUGAGGGGGUAAGAUGUGGGCUUCUGCGCUUUCCCAGGCGAUUCCACCUUUCAAAUCCUCAUUCGUGUUUCAGAGUUGCAAAGUGGCAACUGUCUCUCGCCCUUUGCCAUGGACCAACCAUCCUCACUCCUCUAUGCGCGUCCCGUCCCUCCACAGAUAUUCCGAGAUUGGAGUCCGGCCCAAGCGAAUCGCCGCCUCCGUGCGCUGCUUCUCUGCAUUGACUCCUGAGCUGAAGUGCACGUUGGAUAAAGUUGUUAAAUCACACAAAGUAGUUCUCUUUAUGAAAGGAACCAAGGACUUUCCACAAUGUGGGUUUUCAAAUACAGUAGUACAAAUACUGAAUUCCCUGAAUGUGCCAUUUGAAACACUGAAUAUACUAGAGAAUGAGGUACUGCGUCAAGCAUUGAAGGAAUACUCUAGCUGGCCUACCUUUCCUCAACUUUACAUUGAUGGAGAGUUCUUUGGCGGUUGUGACAUUACUGUCGAGGCUUAUAAGAACGGACAGUUGCAGGAAUUAUUGGAGAAGGCAAUAUGCUCCUGAUUAACAUGAAUUUAAC